This is a messenger RNA of Beta vulgaris subsp. vulgaris (sugar beet), 1731 nucleotides long. RefSeq names its product nicotinamide adenine dinucleotide transporter 1, chloroplastic. Lineage: Eukaryota; Viridiplantae; Streptophyta; Magnoliopsida; Caryophyllales; Amaranthaceae. Bases 576 to 1649 code for a protein of 357 amino acids. Gene Ontology annotation, molecular function: NAD transmembrane transporter activity. The transcript is spliced from 9 exons. The record is from RefSeq and is a predicted model, not a curated record. Gene Ontology annotation, biological process: NAD transmembrane transport.
UCCAUCGAGUUCUCCUGAUUCCCAGGUCCCAGCUAAGAUUUUCUAAUAACUCAUCAUCAUAGUAUAACUAUAGUCUAUAAGCAUAGAUCAAUUCAUCAAUGUAACGUUAGCCGGAUGUAUGUAUCACGGCAAAACCCAAGAUUAAUUCAACUCUCUUUUGUUUUUUUGACAGAUAAUUCAACUUCUCUUAGUAUGUCUUUGGAAGCAGCAAAACGUAAGCUUUGGGAUCUGAAUAGCAAAAGUCAGAAAUCCCCAGAAAAUUUGCAGUAAACCUCACAUAAUAUCUCCAUUUUCCAUACAUUAAUUUUCCUUUUGAUUUCCCUCUUACCCAAAUGAGCAAAAAAUACACCCCCUAAAAGAAAUUAUCUUCCACUUUGCACCGUCUUGACCCCGCCAUUCAUUCUUUCUCUCUCCUCCUUUUGAAGUAUUCUUUGAUUUUUCAUCACAUAAACCCGAAUCUUCAACUUGUUUAUAGCUACCCCAAUGUCUAUAUAUAUAUAAUUAUAUACAUAUAAUAAUAUAAGGAUCGAAUCCCGUCUACAUCAGUGCGCUUAUAUUCCUUUUUGAAGUUGAAGAUGACUGGCGGUGGACCUCCGUCGCAGGACCGCCGCCGCAAACCCAAAAACUUCUUCUGCGACGCCGCUGCUGGUGCUUCCGCAGGUGCAAUUGCUGCAACAUUUGUGUGUCCAUUAGAUGUGAUUAAGACAAGGUUACAGGUUCAUGGACUUCCUGUGACUUCUACUUCUACCAAAGGUAGUAUUAUCAUUACAAGCCUCCAAGAUAUUGUUAAAAAGGAGGGGUUUCGUGGAUUGUAUCGUGGACUUUCUCCAACAAUUUUGGCAUUACUUCCAACUUGGGCGGUAUACUUCCCAGUUUAUGAGCACCUUAAAGGCUUAUUACAGAAAGAUGAUCAUGGCACUGAACAACUUACUAUUGUUAAAAAUAUGAUUGCUGCUGGUGGUGCCGGAGCUGCUACAGCUGUCGCAACUAAUCCCCUGUGGGUUGUGAAGACCCGACUCCAAUUUCUUCAUCUUCAGACACAGGGAAUGAGGACAGAUGUGAUUCCGUAUAAAAGCAUCCUUUCUGCCUUAAGAAGAAUAACGCGUGAAGAAGGAAUUCCAGGGCUGUACAGUGGGCUUUUGCCUUCAUUGGCAGGAAUAAGUCAUGUGGCCAUCCAAUUUCCUGCAUAUGAAAGAAUCAAGCUCUAUUUGGCAAAAACAGAAAACACUACAGUGGACGAGCUAAGUGCAGGAAGUGUUGCAAUAGCUUCUUCAUUGUCUAAAAUUGUAGCAUCAAUAAUGACUUAUCCUCAUGAGGUUAUCCGUUCUAGGCUUCAAGAGCAAGGCCAAGUUCGUAAUCGUGAAGUUCAUUACUCGGGUGUUGUUGAUUGCGUGCGUAAGGUUUUCCAAGCUGAAGGUCUUGCUGGCUUUUACCGUGGAUGUGCAACUAAUCUAAUGAGAACAGUCCCAAAUUCUGUUAUUACAUUUACAAGUUAUGAGAUGAUACUUAGGCUAUUGACGCGGGUAGUACCUAAACCUCACUGUCAAGUGAAUGGUGGAGAAGAGAAUGGCUCUCAGCAGAUACCAGACCAAUCUAGUAGUAGAGAACCCUCAAUUCCUGUGAGUAAAGACCAAUUGACAGCGAGAUAAUAAUAGUUGCAAUUCUGUAAUGCAGAAAUUUUCCAUUAGUUGAGAACUUCUUUUUACUUGAUGAAACAAUGAAUUUUAGUUA